This is a messenger RNA of Geodia barretti, 508 nucleotides long. The record is from the annotation of a GenBank genome assembly. NCBI's taxonomy places the organism in Eukaryota, Metazoa, Porifera, Demospongiae, Tetractinellida, Geodiidae.
GGACCGAAGGGGGCACUAAUAAGAAUUUGAGGGCAUAAUAAGAAUGUCGGGACGACAAGGUGGCAAGAAAAAGCCUCUGAAGGCACCAAAGAAGGACAGAAAAGAACUCGAUGAUGAUGAGGUCGAAGCUCGUCAGAAACAAAAGGAGGACCAAAAGAAACUGAAAGAAGCUCAGGCUAGAGCAGCUCAAAAGGGCCCAAUGGGUGCGAGCGGGAUAAAGAAAAGUGGCAAGAAAUGACUGCAUCUUUUAUAACACUUCACCAUUAGUCAUGUAUGAACAUCCAAAUUCAAAAUAAAAUGCACUGUCAAUGGAACUAUGAGGCAGCCAGUCUCUCAAUGACUGCUCUGUAUUCAGUCUCCAGCUGGUAGUAGGCACCGUGGAGUUUGGUGAGAUGUUCCUCCUGGGAGGACGAGGAGGGGAGGGGGUGAGUGAGGGCCAGCUCGGCAGGGUCCAGUAGUCGACUGAGUCUGCCAUGCUCUUGUAGCUCUCUCUGUAGAGGGCGGGGGU